This is a messenger RNA of Dama dama (fallow deer), 9098 nucleotides long. It is a transcript of the gene MAVS, whose product is annotated as mitochondrial antiviral signaling protein. The transcript is spliced from 8 exons. The record is from RefSeq and is a predicted model, not a curated record. Lineage: Eukaryota; Metazoa; Chordata; Mammalia; Artiodactyla; Cervidae. The coding region runs from base 1086 to 2621 and encodes 511 amino acids.
GCGCGGUCCCGGCCUCUCUCCUCCCUCCCAGCUGGGGAAGUUUCCCUGCAGGCGCAGCUGAAGGCAGGUCGCUGGGUCGCGGCUACCCAAGGGGUCGCGACCACUGCCCUCCCCGGACCUUGGCUGUUCUCGGCGAUGACUCGGCGAUGACACCUACUCAGAACAGCCUCCUGGCCCUCGGCGGACCUGACCCUGGCCCAGGAAUUCUGGAUUCCGAGCCGAGGUUGUGAGGCCUCGCCCCUUCCGGGAUGGGGGUGCCCUCCUAGCGGCGACCGUCAGGAACACUCCAGAACACUCCGCGCACAAUCUUCUCUGAGACCCGGAAGCAGGUGCCAGGAAAACUUUGGAAAAAACAAAACCGACAUCCUUAUUUUGAGAACUCAAAAACAUCUGGAAGGACCUGAGAACCGGCUCCUGUGGAGGGCAGGGCUAAAACGUCUUCAGACCUGGCCGAAAGAUUUCCAUUUCUCACAAGAGAAGGGACUAAAUAUUGCGUCUUAGGCACACUCUCACUCAGCGACCUCUCCUCACCCAGGCAGUGUCCUUCGCCCCUCCGAGGGCUUGAAGGCAGGGGGCUGUGUGAGUCUCACUUGCCACAGAGGUCUCUAUGCCCUCAAGACGUAUGGUGAGACAUGCAAUGAGGCAGCAAGUCCUGGGUUCCAAUUCUGUUAGGCCACUGGUCAGCUGGAUAACUUGGCAUCUCUUCUCCUCUUAGGAUUAUGGCAAGAAUUAAAUGAAAGAAAUUUAGAGUGUGCCUGCCUAUAGUAGACGACUGAAGUGACUUAGCAGUAGCAGCUGCCUAUAGUAGAGGGCUUACAUGAUAGUUCAGCUGGUAAAGAAUCCGCCUGCAGUGCAGGAGACCUGGGUUCGAUCCCUGGGUUGGGAAGAUCCCUUGGAGAAGGGAAAGGCUACCCACCCCAGUAUUCUGGCCCGGAGAAUUCCAGUCCAUGGGGGUAACAAGAGUCGGACAGGACUGAGUGCCUUUCACUUUCACUCUGCCUAUAGUAGACCUUCACCUUUAUUACUCUCAGUCUGUCCACCCUUCAUGGGCCAGAGCCUUCUGCCAGUUCAGAAGCCAGACAGUGAUGACGUUUGCCGAGGACAAAACUUACCAUUAUAUCCGCCACCAUCACAGCAAUUUUUGCAAUAUUCAUGUUCUGGAUAUUCUGCCUUACCUGUCCUGCCUCACAACAAGUGACCAGGACCGAGUUCGGGCCUGCUAUGAGCGCUGGGGGAACCAGGGCACCCUCUGGGAACUCUUCAACAGUCUUCGGCGGAGGAACGGCUGGGUGCAGUCCUUCAUCGAGGCACUGAGGGCCUGUGAGCACACUGGUCUCGCUGAUGAAGUGGCCCGUGUCUACCAGAGCAACCUGCCACGGAAUCCAAACCACCCUCCAGCCCCACUGGAGCCACCAUCAGUUCCUGCUGAGAUUCCAAGGCCCUCCACACCUGAUGUGGCCCCCAGCAUCCCUGGCAACGGCUACGCGGAGUGCGAGCCAAGUUACCCUCUGCCUGUCCAGGAUAGCCAGCCACCAGAGUCCCUGGGAGAGAAUUCAGAGAAAGCCCCACAACCAUCCCAUUCUGGGGCUGUCCUGGAGCCCUUGUCUGACACGGUGGCCCUCAGCACUCUGACCUCCAGUGUACAUCAGGAGCGGGACACAGGACUGGGCAGUACCCAUGCAGCAGGCGUGGUCUCCAGUUCCACGUCACUCCAUGGGCCUGUGUCUCCGACUGUCUCCCGUCCUACCCCCAGGGCAAGCCGCUUGCCUGGACCCUCAGUGUCAGCUCCAUCUGUCAGCACCUCCUCCUCCUCCAUUGGCUUGACCUCUGCAGGAGGUGCUGGUGACCAGGCUGAAGGUACCAUCUGCUCCAGUGGGGCAGGGGUGCCCAACCACCCUAUGACUGCCAGCACAGUACCCUCCAAGGUGCCCACCAACUCAGCAUUUGGCAGCUCAGUGCCUUCCAAAUUGCCCACCAGCUUGAAGUCCCCUGGUGCAGUGCCUACCAGUCUAGCACCAUCCAGAUUGCCCAUCAACUCAGUGCGUUCUGGCAUGGUGCCACCCAAAGUGCCUACUAGUGGGAUACCUGACCACAGGAUACCUGCAAACACAGUGCCCAGUAAGGUGCCUGCCAACACAAGGCUCACCACCAGGAGCAGCAAUAGACUCGUGAAGGAGACUCCAGCAUCACCAGUGCCCACAGGCACUGCCACUGGAGGCACAUCACUUUGUCCAGACAGCAGCUCUGACUGCUGGGGCUCAGAGCAGGAGCUGAGCAAGCCUGGCAGGCUGGUAUCUAGGAUGGACAGCCAACCGUUCUCAGGCUGCUCCGCGGAUCUCGCCAUCAGCUACAGUAACUCCCUGGGCUUGGGGCCUGACAAUGCCCCGGAGGAGAAUGAGUAUGUGUCGGAAGACCCCAUUAGGAUCCAUGAGAACCCCAGCACCUCCAUCCUGGGGGACAGCCCCGGGACACAGAGUACCCUGGAAUUCCCGGCAGAGGAUAAGUUGGAGGAAGUGCCUGCCGUCAGGACCAUGCCCUGGGCUCCAUGGCUCGGGAUGGCCCUGGCCGGGGUACUUCUAGCGCUCCUGGCUUCACUGUACCGGCGGCGCCUACCCCAGUGAAGCUCCUGGGUCCUUCUUGCCGUUCAUCUUUCUCUUUCCCAUGGUACAUCUGCCCAAGUCACAGAGCUGAGCUGUCUCACCAUCCUUGACCCUUUUUCGGGGCUGGCAGAAGCUGGGUCAGAAGGGAGGCAGGGGGCCACAGGCCUAGUCCUGGGGGGCAGUAUUUCUGUCCCAUCUCAUGCCCUUGGUGGCUCCCCCACCAUCCUUGGCUUACUGGGCCCUGGGCUGCUCCUGGGGCCCUAGUCCUUGCCCAGCUGGCCAUCUAGUUGUUGCCCUUAACCCCUGUGCCCUUAAUCCCGCCUAGGCCUUAUCCCUCUUUACCCAAAUGCAAGAAUCAGGAGGUGCCACUGGGGACCACAGUGGGUCGGAAACCUUCCCCAUCCUGCCUGGUCCCUGCAACCAAUAGAUGGGGUAGGGGACAUUGCUCUAGCCCCCAGUGGCCCAGUAGCCCCCUGCAGAGCAACAGGGAGGCCCAUCUUUAAGGACUUAGUCCCCUGUCUCUCUGGUUCCCCUCCCUACCACACAAGGAUGGGAGGAGAUCCAGAGAUUCCCAUGGACCCCUGGGAAGCCUGAUCAGGUGCUAGACCUGAGGAGCACCUAAAGAGCCCCUCUCCAGCCUCCUCCUCCUAGUCUCUGUUCUCUUCAGCUCCCUGUGGGGGUUGGAGAGGGAGAACCUGCAGGAUUUCAGCUCCACCUCUUCGUGGGCUGUGUGGCCUUGACAGAUAAUCAGACUUCUCUGGUCUUGCUUACCCAUGUGGACAAUGAGGAUUGCAUCUCAUCCUUCACUGAAUUCUCCUGAGAUUGGAGCAUACAGAUCUUUGUCAAGUCCAAAGCAGGUGGCCGCUAAAUGCUCCUCUCACCUUUCCCUGCCUAGCCAGGUAGAGAUGAGGGCAUGAGAGGCAGAGUGCCCAGUGGGUAAGUAUGCACUGUUGCAGUGUAGGGUAAGUUAGGCCUGUGUCCUGUUCUGUCUCUUACUAACUCUGUGCUCUUGGGCAAGGUGUUAAUCUCUCUAUGCCUCAGUUUCCUCACCUGUAUAAUUGGGAUGAAUAGUAAAAUUAUAUAGAUAUACAUGUCCUAGUAUUGUGAGGAUUAAAUGAGUUUAUCUAUAUAAACCUUAGAAUGGUUCCUGGCAUUUUACUUAGUGAGGUUGGCAUGCAUGUUGGUUUUGUCAGUAUUCAAACGUGGAGGGGCUGGAGCACUUGGCCACACAUUUAGAAGCCGACCCAGCCCCUAGUGCCUAUGCCCCUUUCAUAUUUGCCCCUUACUUUGUUCCAUGCAUUGGGGAUUGUUGGGGAGUGAGGAGGGAGACAUGUCUACUGGGGCAUCUGUGCAGGGUGGGGGCUAGGGGGCCCCCCGCAGCAGCCGGGUGGAUUAAAGGAUAUCCUUGUGAGUGCUUUCCAGGCAGCCGUUGCUGGACAAGGGCCAGGCACAGGAGCCUCAGGAGUUACCUUCAUUUCUGGGCCCUGCAAGGGACAGGGACUAGAGCUGUAGGGAGACAUAAGAGUCAGGGGGUCACUGUGGCCCACCCCCAGGCUGUCGGUCUGCCGAGUCCUACACCCUGCUUUGGCUACUACAGUCUUUCUUUGCACUGCCCUCAGGGACUUCAGCAACCUAAUGGCUUCUACCUCUACCUCUGAACUUAUCUUCAGCCCUCUCUCCAGACCAAACCACCUGUACCUUGAAGCCAGGAAUAGUCGCUAGUGAGGCUGUCUGCAACCACUCUGUGUCACCUUUACUCUUAUCCAGGCUUCUGGGCUCCUUCCUAGGUACCUAGGUCAGUGAACAAUUCAUGAACAGGUAUUGGUUUUAAUGUGUUUCCCUCCCAAGAUAGCUUUGGAAAAAAGUAUCUCCAGAAAGCAGUUUGUAAACCCAAAGAAUGCUUCUUAAAUUGUAGGAUUUCGAACAGAGGGACCACCUGUUUUGGAGAGAUCUGUGCAUAAGUUGUGUAGGAAACAUUCAGGGACUGCCCUGGCACUUUUCAAAUUAUGCUGCCCAGAAGCCCUGACUUAGCCUGCAUUGUGCAGCAUUCCUAUUUUGGCUGCUGUCACUAAAAUGCCAACUUCAGGCAGGAUUGGGAUUGGCCGUUGGCAAGGAGAGGGCUUGGGGUAGUUGAUGAGAUGCAUCAGAUCUCGAGUCCUGGGUUUGGAGUGUGGUUUCAGCUACAGGAGGUUGCAUGUAGGAGGGAAACCCAGGCAGGUCACCAUGGCCUGGAUGAUGUGAAGGGAGUGAGGAAGGACCUCUACCCCCAGACAGGGGUCUAGUCACCUAUACUUGGAGAUGGGAAAGUACCCUUCACCUUAGGGUAAAAGCAGGGGUGAGGUCAGAGGGCCCUUACCUAAGCACUUAGGGCAGACUUAGCAAUAGGUAUCUGUAUAUAAAUCUCUUCCAUCUUUUCUCUCUCCUGUUGAAGCAUUUCCUUCAAAGCCCAAGAGUCACCACUGCUUCUCUUUCCCUGGGAAACACCUGCCAACUUUGCUUGAUGACCCACUGAAGGCAGACUAAUACCACAUUCUCACCUUGUUUCCUUGGUUGGACGUGCUCAGAUUUAGUUGAUUCAGGGGAAUUUCUAGUCAGAGAGCAGUAUGCCCUUUACUUUUUCAGGCCUUGGGUUAUUCAUAGUUUCUUUUAUGAAACUUUUUUACUAUGGAAAACUUUUAAGGACACAGAAGUAUAGAAAAUAGGAUAAUUACUUCUCCCCUCCAUAUGCCUGUUGUGCUAUGUACUGUCACUUCAGUCAUGUCCAACUCUUGUGACCCCAUGGACUGUAGCCUGCCAGGCUCCUCUGUCCAUGGGAUUCUCCCAGGCAAGAAUACUGGAAUGGAUUGCUCCUCCUCCAGGGGAUCUUCCCAACCCAGGGAUCUAAAUUGUCUCCUUCAUUGAAAGGCAGGUUCUUUACUACUAGUGCCACCUGGGAAGGCCAUAUGCCCAUUACCCAGCUUCAAUAAUUAUGGACUCAGGACUUCCCUGGGGGGCCAGUAGUUAAAACUCCAUGCUUCCAUUGCAGGGAGCAUGAAUUCAAACUGUGUUCGGGGAACAUGCUGUGGUCAUGGUGGUGGUUUAGUCACCAAGUCAUGUCUGACUCUUUGCAACCCCAUGAACUGUAUCCUGUCAGGCUCCUCUCUCCCUGGGAUUCUCCAGGCAAGAAUACUGGAGUAGGUUGCCAUUUCCUUCUCCAGGGGAUCGUCUCCACCCAGGGAUCAAACCUGGGUCUCCUGCAUUGCAGGUGGAUUCUUUUUUUUUUUUUUUUCAUUUAUUUUUAUUAGUUGGAGGCUAAUUACUUUACAAUAUUGUAGUUGUUUUUGUCAUACAUUGACAUGAAUCAGCCAUGGAUUUACAUGUAUUCCCCAUCCCGAUCCCCGCCCCCACCUCCCUCUCCACCCAAUUCCUCUGGGUCUUCCCAGUGCACCAGGCCCGAGCACUUGUCUCUUGCAUCCAGCCUGGGCUGGUGAUCUGUUUCACCCUUGCAGGUGGAUUCUUUACCAACUGAGCCACCAGGGAAGCCCCUACAUGCCGUGGGGUAAGGCCAAAAAUACUUUUAAAAAAUAAUUAUGACUCCUGUCUUGUUCAUCCCUGCCUGAUCCCUCAUUUUUUGUACAAGUUCUUUUUGUAAGUCAGAAAGUAAAGAGUUCAGAAAGUCAAGGGAAAGACUUAGGACAGGAGGAUUUUGUAGCCAAGGCCCUCUUUUUUGAAAUUUUUUUCCCCAAGGCAUUCUCCACUUGUCUUUUUAGCCUCAGUGGGUGACAUCUCUUUUGAACCAGUUCAGAGUAUGAGCAGCACUGGUUUGCUGUCUUAGGAGGAGAGAACCAGAGGACUUUCCUUCAUUGACAAGCUCCUUGAAGGUGUUUGGCUACUGCUCCUGUCCCAGAGAGGUGGGGACCAAUGGGUGUGUCCAAUGGCAAUUUGCCCCAUUGCAUUAGGGGUCUCCUUUAGGCUUUCACAGAGCCCUUCCACCUGGCAGAAAUUCCCAUCCUUGGCCAGAUUCAAACUUCACAGCAUGUCUUCUGAUCUUAUAGGCGUCUCCUUGGGAUGGAGUCAUUCAGGCCUUAAGGUCCCUUUCUUUCUACCAGUGCACUACGAUAGUGUUCAGGAUGCCUGGGCUGAUCUAUGCUGUGAUAACUCAUUAUACGUGAAAAGCACAUGCUCCCUUGUGCUCCCCUUUCUGCCCUUUUCCCUACAGCCCAGGGUCAUGAAGUUCACAUUUGCUGCAAGGCAUGGUCACUCAGCAUUCCUCACUCCUGCUGCUGCUGCUGUUAAUAACAGCAAAAAUAAAAAGGGCUACCACUUACCCCAUACCUUGUUGCAUGCCAGGUGCUAGGCAAAGUGCCUUGCAUGUAUUAACUUGUUUAGUCCUCACAAUGACCCUAUGAAGGGGAUAUAAUUGUGACCCAAUUUACAGCUGAUCUGCAAGACUGAGGGUGAGGAAGGAUCAGAGGGGACGAUGCAAGGGAAAACUGGCCCCUGAGCCUGAAUUGGAUGUUCCCCAUGCCCCUGACCCUUAGCUGAUCAGGUGUCUAGAACUUGGGGCCCCAUUUCAAGUGAGAUUUCACACAUCUCUUCCUGGCGUUCCAAGAACUGCCACCUGCAAUAAUAGUAUAAUAUUCAAUAUAUAAUUUAAUAUAGUCUCAAGGGUCUGUGACAGUAUGAAUAUAAUCAUAUGUGUGUCCAGGCUCAAUGGCCUGAGGCUAUAUGAGGCGAGGCAGCAGGCACAAGCCUGUCCUCUGGAGACCAGUUUGGUUUAAUAGAUGUUGUUAAAGGAUUCCCGUGUGCCAGGUUGAAGGCCUAAAUUGAGUAAGUCAAUUAUACCCUCCAGAGGUCAGGAGUGACUCACAAAGUAUGGUGGAAACAAAUAGGCUUUCAUGUCAUUUUUUUUUUUUCAUGUAUUUACAACAAAUAUUUAUUUUGUUCCUACUGAGUGCAGAGUAUGAGGAUAGGCCUUGGAGACACACAGUGAUAAAGCAAAAAGCCUGCCUUCAGUGCCCCCUUCUAUCACUUACUGUCUUCAAUUUAAUUGUGAGUGGCUUGAAAGCGUGAGCAGGAGUGGGGUGGAGGGAGAGAAAAGUGUUGUUUUGAUUAGUCAUGUACUAUUAACAGUUAUAACAAUGAAAUCCAGGAAAGCAGUAAAACUUAGAGCCUCUAGGGACCAAGAAAAAUAUUAAGUAUAAAUUUACAGACAGCUACCAGAAAGGCUAAAAUGAAAGUGUCUGACAAGAUCAAGUGUUGAUGAGGACCUCCCUGGUAGUCCAGUGGUUAAGAAUCCACCUGCCAAUGCAGGGCACAUGGGUUCCAUCCCCUAGUCCAGGAAGAUCCCACAUGCUGCAGAGCAGCUAAGCCCGGGUGCACAACAGCCCGUGCACUUAGAACCUGUGCUCCACAAGAGAAGCUACCAAGAUAAGCCCGCGCACCCCAGUGAGCCCCUGCUCACAACAGCUGGAGAAAGCCUGUGCCAAGGAACGAAGACCAGCACAGCCGAAAAAAUUUUAAAAAGAUCACCUGUUGAUGGAAAUACAGAGCAAUUAAAACUCUUAAACUUUAGGAGGAAUGUACGUUAGUAAAACCCUGUUGGAAAAUUGGCAGUAUCUACUAAAGCUAAACACAUGUAUAACUUAUGACCCAGCAAUUCUACCUUGGGUGUAUCCAUGACAGAAACAAGAGCUCAUGUCUACCAAGAUAUGUGCAAGAAUUUUUCUAACUGCACUGUUCAUAAUCGUCUCAAACUGGAACCAAUCCACAAGACCUAUCCAUAAUAGAAUGUGUAUAUAAGUUGGGGUAAAGUCAUACAGCAGAAUAUUGUUGUUCAGUCGCAGAGUUGGACAAGACUCUUCGACCCUAUGGACUGCUGCAUGCCAGGCUCCCCUGUCCUUCACCAUCUCCUGGAGCUUGCUCAAACUCAUAUCCAUUGAGUCGGUGAUGCCACUCAACCAUCUUAUCCUCUGUUGUCCCCUUCUCCUCCUGCCUUCAGUCUUUCCCAGCAUCAGGGUCUUUUCUAAUGAGUCAGUUCUUCAUAUCAGGUGGCCAAAGUACUGGAGCUUCUGCUUCACCGUCAGUCCUUCCAGUGAAUAUUCAGGGUUGAUUUCCUUUAGGAUUGACCAGUUUGAUCUCCUUGAAGUCCAAGGGACUCUCAAGAGUCUUCUGCAACACCACAGUUCAAAAACAUCAAUUAUUUGAUGCUCAGCCUUCUUUAUCGUCCAACUCUCACAUCCAUACAUGGCUACUGGAAAAAUCAUAGCUUUGACUAUAUGGACCUUUGUCAACAAAGUAAUGUAUCUGCUUUUUAAUAUACUGUCUAGGUUUGUCAUAGCUUUUCUUCCAAGGAGCAAGCGUCUUUUAACGAUGAGUAUGGGUGAAAAUAUUGCUACACACAGCAUGGGUAUACCUUACAGACAUGAUACUGAGAAAAAGAAGUCAGUAUCCAUAGAAUAGAAUAUGUGAUUCUAUUCCUAUAAAAAAUACAGAAAUAAACAAAACUGAUCUAUGGCA